Molecule: messenger RNA, 1512 nt
Organism: Asparagus officinalis (garden asparagus)
Lineage: Eukaryota; Viridiplantae; Streptophyta; Magnoliopsida; Asparagales; Asparagaceae
Product: uroporphyrinogen decarboxylase
Exons: 6
Coding region: 118-1299 (393 amino acids)
Biological process (GO): porphyrin-containing compound biosynthetic process
Molecular function (GO): uroporphyrinogen decarboxylase activity
Source: RefSeq, a predicted model, not a curated record
UCUUCAUUCGUAAGAUAGUGAGAUUUUGGAUUGGGUUUCAGACGAAAGUUUGCUUCCAAUAUCAAGAGCUAAAAAACUCCAAAAUAAAUUGAAUUUUUUUAAAGAAAUCGAGGGAAAAUGUCGAGCAUUUGCUGCCCUUUAUCCUUUUCAUCGUCAACGAACUUGCCAAGAAAUGGGUUUUCAUCCAAAUCCCGCUCCAAUUCCAAGGCUUUCAGGGUCCAUUGCGCUGUGGGAGAGAUAGUUGCAGAACCCAAAGCUGUUAGUGUUGAGGAGCCUCUCUUACUUGAAGCUGUGAAAGGGAAAAAAGUGGAAAGACCUCCAGUUUGGCUUAUGAGGCAAGCAGGGAGGUACAUGAAGAGUUAUCAAACGUUAUGUGAGAAGUAUCCUUCUUUUCGUGAAAGAUCAGAAAAUGUGGAUCUCGUCGUGGAAAUCUCGCUGCAGCCUUGGAAAGUUUUCAAGCCCGAUGGGGUUAUACUGUUUUCUGACAUUCUAACACCUCUUCCUGGGAUGAACAUACCAUUUGACAUUGUAAAAGGAAAAGGCCCAGUUAUAUACAGCCCUUUAAGGACAGCUGCUGAUGUUGAUCAAGUUACAGAGUUUAAUCCUGUGGAAUCAGUUCCAUAUGUAGGGGAGGCAUUGGCAAUUCUGCGAUCAGAGGUAAAAAAUGAAGCUGCAGUUCUAGGAUUUGUCGGGGCUCCUUUCACAUUGGCAUCUUACGUGGUUGAAGGUGGUUCAUCAAAGCACUUUUCAAAGAUAAAGAAUAUGGCUUUUUCUCAACCAAAGGUCCUCCACGCUUUACUGCAGAAGUUCACAAACUCCAUGUCCGAGUACAUAAAAUACCAAGCUGAUAACGGAGCUCAGGCAGUCCAAAUCUUUGAUUCCUGGGCAACAGAGCUCAGCCCUGUUGAUUUCGAGGAAUUCAGCCUCCCAUAUCUAAAACAAAUAGUGGAUUCCGUCAAAAUUACACAUCCAAAUCUGCCAUUAAUCCUAUAUGCAAGUGGUUCAGGGGGCUUAAUUGAGAGACUCCCUUUAACGGGUGUUGAUGUUGUUAGCUUGGAUUGGACUGUAGAUAUGGAGGAAGGCCGACGAAGGCUGGGAUCUGAUAUCGCAGUUCAAGGAAACGUCGAUCCUGGAGUUCUUUUUGGGUCCAAAGAAUUUAUCACCCAGAGGAUUCUUGAUACUGUGAAAAAAGCUGGUAGUAGUAAGCACAUUUUGAAUCUUGGACAUGGCAUUGUUGUGGGAACUCCAGAGGAGAAUGUUGCUCACUUCUUUGAAGUGGCCAAAGGCAUCAGAUACUAGAUUCAGGUUUCUAUUUGAUCUGAGGAUUUUCCUUCUCUGUUAUCUGAUUCUUAUUAGGUGUUAUUAGCUUGUAAUUGUUUAUGAUUUUUGUUGGGGAGAAAUAUUUAAUGAUUUCCGGCGCCAUUUUUGGCUAUAUUGUUAGGUCAGUAUCUGUUUGUAAAUUAAGGUUGCGAACAUAAUUUAUUCUUCAAAAAAUGAUUCAAACUUAACCUA